Messenger RNA from Colletotrichum higginsianum IMI 349063, 1107 nucleotides. Its product is annotated as Phosphoribosylaminoimidazole-succinocarboxamide synthase. The coding region runs from base 1 to 1107 and encodes 368 amino acids. Lineage: Eukaryota; Fungi; Ascomycota; Sordariomycetes; Glomerellales; Glomerellaceae. The transcript has a single exon. The record is from RefSeq and is a predicted model, not a curated record.
AUGAAAGAGCUUGCCUUGAUACGCUACAACUCCGCCUGGUCUGUGGCGAACCCCGUCUCGGUCUAUGUCCACUUCUCUCUGGCUUUUCUUCUCAUGAUUCUAUUCAUCCUUGGCGUCUCCAUUACUCCGGAGCUCACCCCACACCGAAGUUACUGUUGGGAACCGUCGGGGCUAUCCCGUAGCCAUGCCAACCUCAUCCUCGACGUAGUUCUGACCAGCGUGGUGGGCGUUCUGUCGGACUUUUGGGCUUCGCUGUCCAUCUUCGUGGCACACACGGAGCCUUUGGCUCAAAUGGCAAGUCCUAAGGGCGGCCCAGCAAAACAUACGCUGCUUCUCAACUACACAUCCUCGUUUCUGCCGGUCAAGAUCUACGACGCCUUCAGAAACAAGCACUGGAAGCUCGUACGCGUCGUUAUCUGGGAACUUAUCCAGCGCUCUUUUCCCACCCUGGUUGGAAACAGUAUUGUUGUAUACUCCAGAUACCCCGGAGAGUCUGGCGGCAGCUGUGUUAUCUGCUUCUCGAUGCCGCUCUUCAUCGUCAUCAUCGUCGGGCUCGCCGCGUGCGCUGGGUCGAUCGUGUAUGAGCUGCUGCUCGCAUCCGUAUUCCGACGAACCCCACGCGACUAUCUUUCAAUAGCGGACAUUGUGUCAUGGUCAUCGACGAGCAGCCUCUUGCACCCAGCUGCAACCGAAAACGCACAGCGAGAGUCGCCACUCGCCGAUCCAUUGCACGUGGAGGUGGAAGGAGAGAAAAGCAAGCGGUGGUACAUGCAACACCGCCUAGAGUUGCAGCUGAGUCGCUUUCGCCUUGGAUACGCAAAAGUACCGGACCGGGAGUACUAUGCUUUCGGUAUCACAGACGAAGAGCCCGAACGGCUGCCUGCGGUGCGACCUACUCAUCUGGCUCGUAGGUUGGAAGUGGUGGAAUCAGAACUUGGGGAGGAGGAGGGCAUUGCUAAAUGGCUUGAGAUUGUGGUUGGCAAUGGAUCGAUCUCGUAUGAUAAAUUGGUAUCGGCAUCCGAAGACACGAUGGUGACGCAUGAUGAUGGAAACAUUUUCAAUCACCCGCACCAAAAUGAAGAGGAGCAACCUGAAGAAGGCAAUUAG